This is a messenger RNA of Epithele typhae, 1032 nucleotides long. Its product is annotated as NAD(P)-binding protein. The transcript has 9 exons. NCBI's taxonomy places the organism in Eukaryota, Fungi, Basidiomycota, Agaricomycetes, Polyporales, Epitheliaceae. Gene Ontology annotation, molecular function: oxidoreductase activity, acting on the CH-CH group of donors, NAD or NADP as acceptor. Bases 1 to 1032 code for a protein of 343 amino acids. The record is from RefSeq and is a predicted model, not a curated record.
AUGGCCCCAGUGAGGAAUGGGCGCGUCCUGUUCAACGAGGUUCCUACAGGCUUCCCUGAACCAGAUAAGACCGUUGUCUACGAAGAGUCACAUACGAUCGAUCUCGACACCGUUCCGCUCAACGGCGGCGUUCUCGCUAAGCUCCUCGUGAUCUCUGCAGAUCCGUACAUGCGCGGGCGGAUGCGUCCUGUGGACGUUCCGGGCUACAUUCCUGCAUUCCCACUCGGCGAACCGAUCGAUAACUUCGCCGUGAGCGUUGUCUUGCGCUCAGAAGUUCCAGAGUACAGGCCCGGCGACUACGUGUAUGGCAUCUUCCUUUUCCAGCACUACUCUGUCCUCAAGAAGGAGCAGAUUGAGCGCAAGGUCGAGAACGCGGAGAAGCUUCCCCUCUCGCUCUACGUUGGGGUCCUCGGCAUGCCCGGACUCUCUGCUUACGCCCCUUGGAAAAAGUACGCUCCCACCGCGAAGCAUGGCGAUAUCGCGUUCGUCAGCGCUGCCUCCGGCGCUGUCGGCGCUACGGUCGUGCAGCUCGCCAAGGCCGACGGGUACAAGGUCAUCGCGUCCUCCGGCUCGGACGAGAAGGCGGCUUUCGUGAAGUCCCUCGGGGCUGACGUCUCCUUCAACUACAAGACGACCGACACCGCCGAGGUCCUCAGCAAAGAGGGCCCCAUCGACCUUUACUUCGACAACGUCGGCGGCGCGACCCUCGAAGCCGCCCUGGCCAACGCCACGCCCGGAGGCCUCUUUAUCGUCAGCGGGAUGAUCUCCGCCUACAACGCGCCGCCGUACCACGUCAAGAACCUGAUGGAGAUCUACCAGCGCCGCCUGCGCGUGCAGGGCUUCCAGGCGCCGCACCUCGCGCCCAAGUACCUCGACGAGUUCCUCCGGACGUUCCCCGCGCGCAUCACCGCGGGCGACCUGCGGUGGAAGGAGCAUAUCGUGCGCGGGCUCGAGAACGCGGGGCAGGCGCUGUACGACGUCCAGGCAGGAGCCAACUUCGGCAAGUGCGUCGUGCGGGUUGCGGACGAGUGA